ACCGGACCUGCCGAGCCGUGGCUCUCCCGGAGACCCAACCUUAACCCGAAGUUGGGCGACUGAGUAGGAAAUACGUUUUCCUCCUUUUCCUGCUCUCCCCCCCUCGCCGUCGCUCGUGGAGCGAGGAUCCCGCCGGACGGGGACCGAAGCGGCCGUUGGGUUUUUUGCUUCUCGCCUCGCCCCCCCCCCCCUCCCCGCGGAGAUGGCUACGUAGCGGCACGGGGGAAGGGGCAGACUUUUUUGCUUUCUUCCUUCCUUCCCUCCUGGUCGGCCGGGUGGAUCCCGGGCCCCCCCCCGGAGCCCGUCCGGUGCCCGUGGGUCCGGGGCUCCGGCCGCGGUCCGACCCGGUGGCCGGUGGCCGGGGGUGGAUGUGCGGCCGCGGGCGGCGGCGGCGGCGGCGUUGGCAGGAGCAGGCUGGGGGCCCGGGAGCCGCCGACGGGACGGACUCCUCUCUCGGAAACCGGACGAGGCAAAAGAACCCAGAAAUCCAUCUCAGAGUUAUGAAGGAAAGCCGAAAGCUUGACUGUGAUGCCACGGCAACUCUAAGAGAAAUUCUGUGGUUCCCAGCAGCUUUGAGGUCAUGUCCUGUUCCUUUCCACAGUGGGGCUAUGAAGGCUUUGAGAAGGCUCAGUAAAGAAAUGUUGGAUUCAGUAAUCUUUAGAAAAAAGCAUAUGGAUAUUUAGCCACAGAAGAACAAGACCAGGUCUCGGAUUCUGGAUAUUGGUAUUUUUGUGGGAUUGUGUCCUUUUUUGUUUUUUUAAGGGAGUUUUUUUUUAAGUAGUCACCUACCUGGCGAAGUGCAGAAGUGGGAACAGACAGACGGACACUUAUUUCAUUUCACUAUUGAAAAACACUCAUUGCCGAGAAACCUUCCAGUGAUAUAGUCCACAACCAUGCGGUCAUCACAGCUGCUAUUCUUCAUGAUGCUCAUAGCACCAGUAGUUCAUGCUUUCAGCCGUGCCCCCAUUCCCAUGGCCGUGGUCCGCAGGGAACUGUCUUGCGAGAGCUACCCAAUAGAGCUUCGCUGUCCGGGAACCGACGUCAUCAUGAUUGAAAGUGCCAACUACGGGAGGACAGACGACAAAAUCUGUGAUUCCGACCCCGCUCAGAUGGAGAAUAUCCGCUGUUAUCUGCCUGAUGCCUAUAAGAUCAUGUCUCAGAGAUGCAAUAACCGAACACAGUGUGCAGUGAUAGCUGGUCCCGAUGUCUUCCCAGACCCGUGUCCCGGAACCUAUAAAUACCUUGAAGUGCAGUAUGAAUGUGUCCCCUACAAAGUGGAACAAAAAGUCUUUCUGUGCCCGGGGCUACUAAAAGGAGUCUACCAGAGCGAACAUUUGUUUGAGUCAGACCACCAGUCCGGGGCCUGGUGCAAGGACCCCCUGCAGGCCUCCGACAAGAUUUAUUACAUGCCCUGGACACCGUACCGGACCGACACCCUGACUGAGUACUCUUCCAAAGACGACUUUAUCGCCGGAAGGCCGACGACGACGUACAAGCUCCCCCAUCGGGUCGACGGCACGGGCUUCGUGGUCUAUGACGGGGCUCUGUUCUUCAACAAGGAGCGCACCAGGAACAUAGUCAAGUUCGACCUGCGGACGAGGAUCAAGAGCGGGGAAGCCAUCAUCGCCAACGCCAAUUACCACGACACCUCCCCGUACAGGUGGGGAGGCAAGUCGGACAUAGAUCUGGCCGUGGACGAGAACGGGCUCUGGGUAAUCUAUGCAACCGAACAGAAUAAUGGCAAAAUCGUCAUCAGCCAGUUGAACCCCUACACCUUGAGGAUCGAGGGGACGUGGGAUACCGCCUACGAUAAGAGGUCCGCUUCCAACGCGUUUAUGAUCUGUGGGAUUUUGUACGUGGUCAAAUCCGUGUACGAAGACGAUGACAAUGAGGCCACGGGGAAUAAAAUCGACUACAUUUACAACACGGACCAAAGCAAGGAUAGUGUGGUGGACGUGUCCUUUCCAAACUCUUACCAGUACAUAGCAGCUGUGGAUUACAACCCCCGGGACAACUUGCUGUAUGUAUGGAACAACUACCAUGUCGUGAAGUAUUCUUUGGAUUUUGGAGCUCUGGACAGCAGAUCAGGACAGGCACAGCAUGGGCAGGUGUCCUACAUUGCUCCCCCGUUUCGCCUUGACUCCAAUCCAGAUAGGCCUCCUUCGAAAGAACUGUCUACUGCGGGACCCAUGGGAAUGGGCAGCACCACCAGCACGACCCUCCGAUUCACCACGAGUAGCGCGGGAAGGGGCACGACCACGUCGGUGCCAGGCCGGAGAAACCGGAGCACCAGUGCUCCUUCGCCGGCAGCGGCCGCGCCUGUGGAAAUCACCACCCGCCUCCCGCCGGCUUCCUCCCAGCUGCCCGCCGUCGGGGCAGAGAGCUGCGAGGCGGUCGAAUCCCGGGAGAUCAUGUGGUUUAAGACCCGCCAAGGACAGGUGGCCAAGCAGCCGUGCCCCUUCGGGACAGUCGGUGUGUCAACGUACCUUUGUCUCACCCCUGAUGGAAUUUGGGAUCCCCAAGGCCCGGAUCUCAGUAACUGCUCCUCACCUUGGGUCAAUCACAUGACGCAAAAGCUGAAAUCCGGAGAGACAGCUGCCAAUAUUGCCAGGGAACUGGCCGAGCAGACCAAGAACCAUUUGAACGCCGGGGACAUCACCUAUUCAGUGCGUGCCAUGGACCAGCUGGUGGGCUUGCUGGAUGUGCAGCUUCGAAAUCUGACACCAGGUGGGAAAGACAGCGCUGCCCGUAGUUUGAACAAGCUUCAGAAAAGAGAGCGCUCUUGCAGAGCCUAUGUCCAGGCGAUGGUCGAGACGGUGAAUAACCUUCUCCAGCCGCAGGCAAUGAGCGCGUGGAGGGACCUGAGUGCGAGCGAUCAGCUGCGGGCUGCCACCAUGUUACUAGACACAGUCGAGGAGAGCGCUUUUGUGCUGGCCGACAACCUCCUGAAGACAGACGUUGUCAGAGAGAACACGGAGAACAUCCAAUUGGAAGUUGCAAGGCUGAGCACAGAAGGGACCUUAGAAGACUUGAAAUUUCCAAAAAACAUGGUUCACGGAAGCACCAUUCAACUCUCUGCAAAUACCCUGAAACAAAAUGGCCGGAAUGGAGAAAUCAGAGUGGCUUUUGUCCUGUAUAACAACUUGGGUCCUUAUCUAUCCACGGAGAAUGCCACUAUGAAAUUGGGGACCGAGGCCAUGUCCACCAAUCACUCCAUCAUCGUAAACACCCCCGUUAUCACAGCGGCAAUAAACAAAGAGUUCAGCAAUAAGGUUUAUCUGGCCGAUCCAGUGGUGUUUACCGUGAAGCAUAUCAAGCAGUCAGAGGAGUAUUUCAACGCUAACUGUUCAUUCUGGAGCUAUUCCAAACGCACAAUGACAGGCUAUUGGUCAACCCAAGGUUGCCGACUCCUGACAACUAACAAGACGCACACCACCUGUUCCUGUAACCACCUGACCAACUUUGCCGUCUUGAUGGCGCACGUGGAGGUGAAGCACAGUGACGCCGUCCAUGACCUCCUCCUGGACGUGAUCACUUGGGUUGGGAUCCUCCUGUCGCUCGUUUGCCUCCUGAUCUGCAUCUUCACAUUCUGCUUUUUCCGUGGGCUCCAGAGUGAUCGGAAUACCAUCCACAAGAACCUCUGCAUCAGCCUAUUUGUGGCCGAGCUGCUCUUCCUGAUCGGGAUCAACCGAACUGACCAGCCAAUUGCGUGUGCGGUGUUUGCUGCCCUCUUGCAUUUCUUCUUCUUGGCUGCCUUCACCUGGAUGUUUCUGGAGGGGGUGCAACUCUACAUCAUGCUGGUGGAGGUGUUUGAGAGCGAACAUUCCCGCCGAAAGUACUUCUAUCUGGUCGGUUACGGGAUGCCCGCGCUGGUGGUCGCCGUGUCUGCAGCCGUCGACUACAGGAGUUACGGGACGGAUAAAGUAUGCUGGCUGCGGCUUGACACUUACUUCAUUUGGAGCUUUAUAGGACCGGCGACCUUGAUCAUUAUGCUUAAUGUGAUCUUCCUUGGGAUUGCGCUGUAUAAAAUGUUUCAUCAUACUGCCAUUCUGAAACCGGAAUCUGGCUGUCUCGAUAAUAUCAACUAUGAGGAUAACAGACCCUUCAUCAAGUCAUGGGUUAUAGGUGCAAUAGCUCUUCUCUGCCUAUUAGGACUGACCUGGGCGUUUGGACUUAUGUAUAUAAAUGAAAGCACAGUCAUCAUGGCGUAUCUCUUCACCAUUUUCAAUUCUCUGCAGGGAAUGUUUAUAUUCAUUUUCCAUUGUGUUCUUCAGAAGAAGGUGCGAAAAGAGUAUGGGAAAUGCCUGCGCACACAUUGCUGUAGUGGUAAAAGUACGGAGAGCUCCAUCGGCUCAGGGAAAACAUCUGCUUCCCGAACUCCCGGACGCUACUCCACUGGCUCCCAGAGCCGGAUUCGCAGGAUGUGGAACGACACAGUCAGAAAACAGUCUGAAUCUUCCUUUAUUACUGGAGAUAUAAACAGUUCAGCAUCACUCAACAGAGAGCCCUACAGAGAGACAAAGGGGCUCCUGAACAAUGCCAGGGAUACAAGUGUCAUGGAUACUCUACCACUGAAUGGUAACCACGGCAACAGCUACAGCCUGGCCAGCGGCGAGUAUCUGAGCAACUGUGUGCAAAUCAUCGACCGGGGCUACAACCACAACGAGACCGCCCUAGAGAAAAAGAUCCUGAAGGAACUCACCUCCAACUAUCUCCCUUCCUACCUGAGCAAUCACGAGCGCUCCGCCGAACAAAACAGGAACCUCAUGAACAAACUGGUCAACAACUUGGGCAGCGGCAGCGAGGACGACGCCAUCGUCCUCGACGACGCCACCUCCUUCAACCACGACGAGAGCCUGGGUCUCGAACUCAUCCACGAGGAGUCGGAUGCUCCCCUGCUGCCGCCGAGGGCUUACCCCGCCGAGAACCACCAGCCCCAUCACUACGCCAGGAGGCGGAUUCCUCAAGACAACAGCGAGAGCUUUUUCCCUCUGCUGACCAACGAGCACACAGAAGACCUCCAGUCCCCCAACAGGGAUUCUCUGUAUACCAGUAUGCCCACGCUGGCUGCUCUGCCCGGGCCAGAGAGUGUCACCACCAGCACCCAAACCGACUCCCCGCCGGCCAGAGGCGGGGACGCCGACGACGUGUCCUACAAAACCAUGCCAAAUCUAGGCUCCAGAAACCACGUCCACCGACUGCACACUUACUACCAGCUCGGUCGAGGAAGUAGCGACGGGUUCAUAGUUCCUCCAGACAAAGAUGGUGCCUCUCCCGAGGGGGCCUCCAAAGGACCUGCACACUUGGUCACCAGUCUAUAGAAGAUGAAGCCGAAGCGGAAACCGACGAAGAGCUCCCUGACACACGGCUUACUGUUCUGAGUUACUAUGAGCGGUGGUGAUUGUGUGUCCCCUUAAACCUUCAUGCUGUUCUGAAGAGAAGAAGAGAGAAAAAGAAAGAAAAACAUAAAAAAAACCAACUGUCAGACAUUUUUUCUUUUUUUUUUUUUUUUUUUUUUACUGGAAUUUUUAGGCCAGCCUGGGGGAGAAAGUUAACUGGUGAAAUUCCCCUCUCACUCCUACCCCUUCCUCUCCUUUCCCUCUCAGACAAAGACUUCAUUAUGUUAAUGAAUGGGAUAUGGUGAAAGAAAAUGGCACUCUACGUGGCCUUCUUGAAUUAAGCUGUGUUUGUUUAAACAUCCUCGAUGCUCUGUUACUCAAAUUACAAGGACCUGGUUUUAGAAAGGCCAAAAUGUGCAUUUGGAAUUAGUAACAAUGACGCAUCUAGAUUGGAGUGCUGCACAAACUAACAAACAUAAAAACAAAGCAAAACUGUUUAUAAUGAAUCUGAAUUCACGUAAUGAUUUUUGGUCACUCACAACUUGAUUUCACCCCAGCGGGAUGGGCUGUGGGGGUCAAACAAAAGAAAACAAAAUUCUCAUGAAAUGGAAGGGAAUUCUAGAAUUCUAUGCUAAGUGCAUAUUUUAUGUUUUGCUGUAUUAACUGAUGAUAAAAACUAAUGGCAGAAAAAAAUUGAACAAUUUCUAUGUAAUGUACAGAUACUAGCAUUGCACAUAUAGUCUGCUUUCUGUUCCUCCAGAACUUGCGUCCCUGUUAAUGUAGUGGAAAAAAAAAAAAAAAGAACUUUUUCUGUUGUGCUGGUCUUGCAAGUUUGUCUACCAGUAGGAGCAAGGUUUUCAUGAGUUCUUUUUGGCCUUUUUUUCCUUGAAAUGUCACUGGGCAAAAAAAUUAAAUAAAAACUAUGACUUUAUAAAGACCAUUUUAUAGUAAUGCCAAACCAUUUUUUUUUCAAUUGGGUUUUGUUUCCCCCUUAUUCCCGCCCGGCCCUACUAACCGUAUUCCAUCAGUUCUAUUUCAGACAGGAUGUUUGCAAACUAGUGCAGGGUACGGCCGAUAGACAGCAAAACCUUUUGGGACGACACCACCUCCCUAAGUUGGUAGGUUAUGGCACUAGAAGCCAAGAACCCCCGCCCCGUAGAUGCCGGGGACUCCCUCCUCAAGAAGCGUGAUGGAACAGUGGGAGAAGAAAGGAAAAAUGAAAACAAUGCAAAGCAAGGAUUUUCAACCCAAUAUUUUGAAGCGAUUCAAAUUUGAUAAAAACUCCUCUCCGUUUUCCUCACAGGAAAAUGUAUUUAUUUGACAGGGUUUUAAAGAAUGUAGGCUUUCAGGAGGUAAAUUAGCAGCACAGAUGAUCUUUUUUUUUUAAUUUAUGAUCCAUUUUGUAUGGUCUCAAAGUUGAAUGACCUCAUUACUAAUAUUUGUUGUAAAAGUGAAACUUGUUUGCCAACCAAUAAACAACUGAUUAAGAUUUAGAAGACCCUGAAUGUAUGUAUGUACCAAAUGAUUAGCCGUUCUCCUUUUAUGUUUUCGCCUUUUUCUCCCACCAGUUUUCAGCAUAUGAAAUUUGCCGAUCCUCUAAGGCGCAGUUGGGCCAGGCAAAGUUAGGAAGCCCUAACUGAAUAAUUGAAACGUGUAGCUUUACCGCCAUGGCAGAUGCUGAGUUGGAUUGGGCAUCAGUGUGCAGAUAGAGAUGAAGUGGAUAAAUCCCUUUCUAGCCAGCUGAUCUAUCGCUACAUUAUGUGCUGGUUUUAUAAACCUGCUUCGUUUGGAUAAAAAUGAUAUUUUCUACGGUACAUUAUUUCUCCCUUUGUAAUGUCCAUUUUGCUGUUGGAGCCUCCAAUACAUCUACUUGUUUGGGGCUGUCAGGAUUUCAGCAAGCUCUCCCGAGACCCAGGUUGUAGUUAUGUUCCUGAAAAACUCUGAGUUGAUGGGAAAUAAGUUCAGACAUGCUGCCCACCUCUCCAUCCACGCCUUAAUCUUCAUCAUAGCGUAACAAACAAGCAUUAUGCUCUUCUCCCUUGCUCCCCCAAGAAAACAUUCUUUGGCAUUCUCCAGUCUAAUGCACUCGGCAUUAUUAGAAUAUUUCAUCUAGAUAAACUAGAGGGAUUUUUUUCUUCCAUUUAAAUCCCAGCUACCUAGAAACAAACUUUCUAACAGGAACGAUAGAGGGGUUAGCAUAUUCCUCAUAAAAUAAUCCACACUUAAAAAACGCGAAUGGGAAAGAGAGUUGGGGGCUAAGAUGUGAAAUGACACCGUCAUCCGCUAUAAAAUAUUUUAUACCUUCAUUGUCUUUUAGACCUCUGGAUCAGGUCUAGCUUUACAACUUCACAAUUUCUCAAAGUUGGAGGAGGGCGUGCAGAAUCGUAGGGAGUGACUGAGUUCUCCCCAACUUCACUCUGGCAACGUCAGCACGGAAGCGGCAUUUAGCCCGAUGAAGGGUAUGUAGAAUGGACGUCUGCUGGGAAACGAUCCCCUUUCAGAAAUCCCAGGUGGGGGAUUUAGCCCCAUACCUGAUUCGUCAGCGAAAAAGCCGCCAGCAUAAGUGCAAGCUGGUUUCACAGGGGACUGGGAAAAUUACCUCAACUCAGCCUGCUGAUCCUGUUUUCCUCCAGGUGCCGUCUCCACUUUCACUGCUUGGGAUUCCGUUGUCAUUGUAAUUUGAAGCAGGUCACCUGUUCCAGCUCCACAUGGACAGAUCGAGAUGAAGAAAGAUCAUUUUAAAUGCUCUACCGUUAGAAAACCUGGUGCACGAGAUCGUGGGACACAGCAGUUGUGACAAAAAUCUUGUAUGAGGAGCUAAAGGGCAAGAUUUUGGAACUCCUCUAAAUCUCUUUUGGGUUGUGCUUGCAGAGACCUUAGCAAGAUCCCAAAGACAUUGUCAGAAAGAAAUUGUUCCACAUAUUUUGUGUGAUUAUAAUAAAAUCAGUGAUUGAUAAAGGA
Messenger RNA from Tachyglossus aculeatus (Australian echidna), 8300 nucleotides. RefSeq names its product adhesion G protein-coupled receptor L3 (gene ADGRL3). Gene Ontology annotation, biological process: adenylate cyclase-activating G protein-coupled receptor signaling pathway; synapse assembly; cell surface receptor signaling pathway. Lineage: Eukaryota; Metazoa; Chordata; Mammalia; Monotremata; Tachyglossidae. The record is from RefSeq and is a predicted model, not a curated record. Gene Ontology annotation, molecular function: carbohydrate binding; G protein-coupled receptor activity. Gene Ontology annotation, cellular component: membrane; axon; cell-cell junction. Bases 894 to 5321 code for a protein of 1475 amino acids. The transcript is spliced from 27 exons.